Messenger RNA from Striga hermonthica, 1077 nucleotides. The record is from the annotation of a GenBank genome assembly. NCBI's taxonomy places the organism in Eukaryota, Viridiplantae, Streptophyta, Magnoliopsida, Lamiales, Orobanchaceae.
AUGGCGCAGGCCGCAAGGUUGAGUUUACGAAUGCAAAAGGAAGUGAAGCUGCUUCUCACUGAUCCACCGCCGGUAUUUCAAGGACCACAUGGAACUGUUUAUACCAAUGGUGUCUUUAAGAUCAAGAUCCAAAUACCGGAGAGGUACCCAUUUCAACCGCCAGUUGUGACCUUUGCUACACCUAUAUACCAUCCGAAUAUAGAUAAUGGUGGUCGCAUUUGCUUGGAUAUCCUCAAUCUCCCUCCUAAGGGCACUUGGCAGCCAUCUUUAAAUAUUUCAACUGUCUUAACAAGCAUUGGAUUCCUCCUAAGUGAACCAAACCCUGAUGAUGGUCUCAUGCAUGAAGCGAGUAGAGAGUAUAAAUAUAACAGAGAAGCUUUCAACCAGAAAGCAAGAUCCAUGACUGAGAAAUACGCCAGAGUUGGAGAAAGUGGAAGUUGUAGUGGCAGCCAAUUUCAGACAGGUCCAAGCACCGCACAACUGCAGACUGAAACACAAGGACAGGAUGCAUCUACAUGUACCGAGCGCUUUGAGGGAUUCAAAGGAAGCGGAAGCAAGCUCUCACUUGGAUCUCUGCAAUCAAAAAGCAAUGAGAUAUACAGUGAGGGUUCUGAUAAAUCAAAUGCCAUGCGGAAUAAAUUGUCUUUACCUGUUCCCCUUAGUAGAAAUCUUAUGAGCCUGAAAAGUCAGUAUUCAUCCGUGUGGGAUGCCAAAACUACUACUACUGAUACUUCCGAGUCCUUGCCAUCAAUUACAGGUGGCAAAAACAGCAGCAUAAGUGUUGGCAAAGAAGAGCAAUCCUUAACCUUUGACAAAGUGGGCCCAUGUAGAGAUUUUGACGAGAAAGAGAACCUACCUCUAACAGGCCAAUCAAAUCUGCUUGGGGCCUGCAGUGACAAUAAUCCUGAAAACCAAUCAGGCCAUCUUUUCGAAUUUCUGCACGUGCAAAAUAGUAUAGCUGAGGACGUCAUUGUGUUGGAUAGUGAGGAUAGCGAAGAUGAGAAAGUACGAGUGAGGUCCAAGUUGUUGCAGUCAAGAAGAUGCUUGCCAAGGAAGCGUAAAGGAAAUCUAGCUUGA